Molecule: messenger RNA, 657 nt
Organism: Amorphotheca resinae ATCC 22711
Lineage: Eukaryota; Fungi; Ascomycota; Leotiomycetes; Helotiales; Amorphothecaceae
Exons: 2
Coding region: 52-495 (147 amino acids)
Source: RefSeq, a predicted model, not a curated record
CGACCCAUAACGUCUACGACCUGUGACGAGAUCGUUUCUCUACUCAGCGAAAUGUACACCCUGAUUUUGCGCUUCCAAAGCCUGCCCGAAGAAUUCAAUAUCAGUUACGGACCCCACACUCUCCCAUCAUUUGACACCGAUGCCUGGAUUGAGGCUGGUAUGGAUCCCGAGACCGUCAAUGUCCUGUCGAAACUACCCCUUUUCAAUUCCGACAAGGAGAAAAUUGGUCCUGAUAUGUCUCCCAUGCUCUAUUUAAGGGACGCACAGACUGUGGAGUCCGAUGACGAGGAAACGAGCGAAAAUAAAGAGGAAGACGAAGACGAAGAAGAGAACGAGCGAAGAAUGCAUCUCGAAUCAUGGACCGAUCCGUUCUUCCUGAAGCCUGAGGAGAAGUACAUCGAGUCAUGGUGUAUACCCCUCACUUCCGCCAAUCAUGGUGGAUAUGUUCUAAUCUUAGAUUGCAAAACUAGUAAGCUAUCAUUUAUCUGUCAUUGAUGAUUACUCGUGUUGGCGUACCCUAGGUAGACGAGAUAUUUGAGGUCGAUUAUUUCAGCGCUCGAUAUGACCUCCCCGAAGCUCCUCCCGACACUCAUAAAGGUUACUAUCGCCAUUUUCCGUCCGGGCCCGCUCCCAAUGUUCUCAAGAAGUGGGUUGCAU